AUGCACUCUCCUCACCCUAAUAACUUCGAUACCGAACCGAAUAAUACGAACAACGGUUACGUCAGAUCUUUUCCGGAAGACUUUAGUUUUGAUAACACCAAUGCUCCAGUUCACAUGCCCAUUAAUUUGCAAGCCCAAUCUCAUGCUCAAAAUUUCCUUCCUUCUGCCUCCGAUAAUGUCGAUAUGACGUCUAUGGAUAUUAUGGACUACGGAAAUACCGGCAAUUAUACAGGCAAUUAUGCACCAUAUGAAGGUAAUCCCUCAGUUUUUUAUUAUACCCAAGCGGGUAACAUUGACACGAUGAAUGGGCAGUUGAAUCCGUUGAGUCACGGUCAAGUCGAAAUCCACACAAACAGCUCUUGUCCGCUCCCAGUACCUUUUCACACAUACUGUGGCUCCUCCGACUCUUAUCCCGAUACCUCCAUCCCCUAUUCCGAUACGACGAACAACAGUCUGACUGAUAAUAAUUUUCAACAUCUCGGUAUGAUCAACAAUUCAUCUUCUACUUCAUAUAUUUUUACGCACGAGCCCACAGGCUCCGGAUAUGUUGUUACUAAAGUAGAGUAUACCCAAUCAGUGUUAGGCAAGAUGUCGGCUGCUGACUUUAACCAAAUGUUAGCUACAACUUGA
Molecule: messenger RNA, 630 nt
Organism: Paraglomus brasilianum
Lineage: Eukaryota; Fungi; Glomeromycota; Glomeromycetes; Paraglomerales; Paraglomeraceae
Source: the annotation of a GenBank genome assembly